AUGUACGACAAUGAAGAGAUAAAAUCUGAAAAUGGCGAGGCAUUGGAAGUUGCAAUUUGUGAUAUCACGAACGGCUACACUAUCAUCUACACGGGUUCAUUGUCGUCUGCUCCAGUCGACUUCUUCAUCCUCGAUGGACAGAUCAACUCUAACAAACGUCGAACUCCCUGGACUUCGAGUGAUUUCAAUGAAAGCAUCUUGACUUCGAGAGAAGAUAAACCAUCAUCUUUGAUCUCUGUGAAAAACAACCAAUUUUACCUCAAAUGUGGAGUUUGCUCCGUCAAGAAUCUAGUUGUCACAGACAAUUCCUGUUGGACCAAAUUCAAAACCUUUUGUUUGGGAGCCAAAAUUACGGCUGAAAAUGUUUUACAUGAGUUCGGUAUGAUUGGAGAAGCUGUUUCUGAACCCUUUAAUGUUUACGACAAGCGAGGGAAAGGGACGAAAAAGCAUCACCCUCCAAGUGAGAAAGAUGAAGUAUGGCGACUGGACAGAAUAAAAAAAGAUGGUCCCAUACACAAAAAGUUAUCUUUGUUUAAAGAGAUAAGCGAAGAUGGCAUACAAAAUGUGGGUGAAUUCAGGGAGGCUCUUCAUCAAAAGGGUCGUACAGCUCUAAAAAUGUAUCUAGGAAUGACAAACUCAGAGAAGACAUGGAAUCAGAUUGAAAGCCAUCUUAUGGAAGGUGUGGUUGAUGUUCCCACUAAUUAUGAUCCAACCUUUCAGGCCAACUUUCAUUUCAUGGAAACUGGGCAAGGUAAUUUCAAUCAGAACGUGGAAUUUAUUCAAGAAAAUCAAAACUUUCAGACUAUUGGUGAAUUGGGACCUAAUUCUAACGUCAAUAAUGAUCUUCCUGAAGAUUUGCGAUCUCAAUUAAACGUUGAUAUUCCACCAUCUCCGCUUGGACACAUGAAACUUGGAGCAUGAGAACCUUUUUCUUCAGAAAAAUUUUAGCCUAUAUCUAAAUGUAUUGCGAUAAAAAGACAUGUUUUAAAUGGGAGUGUUUUUGGAAAACAUGGUUUGGUUUUUUUUUUCUUUUUUUUUUUUUAAUUGAAUAUGCACGGUGAAGGGAUGAACCGUAAGU
Molecule: messenger RNA, 1078 nt
Organism: Benincasa hispida (wax gourd)
Lineage: Eukaryota; Viridiplantae; Streptophyta; Magnoliopsida; Cucurbitales; Cucurbitaceae
Product: calmodulin-binding protein 60 B-like
Biological process (GO): regulation of salicylic acid biosynthetic process
Cellular component (GO): nucleus
Molecular function (GO): DNA-binding transcription factor activity; sequence-specific DNA binding; calmodulin binding
Source: RefSeq, a predicted model, not a curated record